Lampris incognitus (smalleye Pacific opah) is the source of this 976-nucleotide messenger RNA. RefSeq names its product myogenic factor 6 (gene myf6). The record is from RefSeq and is a predicted model, not a curated record. Gene Ontology annotation, molecular function: protein dimerization activity; RNA polymerase II cis-regulatory region sequence-specific DNA binding; DNA-binding transcription factor activity, RNA polymerase II-specific. The coding region runs from base 85 to 816 and encodes 243 amino acids. NCBI's taxonomy places the organism in Eukaryota, Metazoa, Chordata, Actinopteri, Lampriformes, Lampridae. The transcript has 3 exons. Gene Ontology annotation, biological process: positive regulation of myoblast differentiation; regulation of transcription by RNA polymerase II; muscle organ development.
CCAGAGGCGCCCUGUCCGCAAAAAAGAAAAAAUAGAAGAAAAAAAAAGAAAAAAAAACAACACAAGAGGGGCACACUUAACAAUAUGAUGGACCUUUUUGAGACCAACGCUUAUCUUUUCAACGAUCUGCGCUACUUGGAGGAGGGAGAUCAUGGACCGCUGCAGCACUUGGACGUGGACGGGGUGGGGGCGGGCGUGGGGGUCGCCACGUCCCCUCUGUACAGCGGGAAUGACAGCCCGCCGUCGACGGGGCCGGAGAACGGCCCGUCGGAGACCGGGGGGGAGAGCAGCGGGGAGGAGCACGUCCUAGCGCCGCCGGGUCUGCAGCCGCCGCACUGCGAGGGCCAGUGUCUCAUCUGGGCUUGCAAGACGUGCAAGAGGAAGUCCGCGCCGACGGACCGGAGGAAAGCCGCCACGCUCCGAGAGCGGAGGAGGCUGAAGAAGAUCAACGAGGCGUUCGACGCGCUGAAGAAGAAGACCGUGCCCAACCCGAGCCAGCGGCUGCCCAAAGUGGAGAUUUUACGCAGCGCCAUAAGCUACAUAGAGAGGCUGCAGGACCUGCUGCAGGGGUUGGACGCGCGGGACGGCACGCAAGGGGACGGCUCGUAUCGCCUCGGCGUCAAGCAGAAUGUGGCCAACAACGAGUUCCAUUGGAAAAAGGGCUCUGAGACCUGGCACACCUCUGCUGACCAUUCCUGCGCGCCAAUGACGAAUCACAAAGAAGGUACCAGCGAGUCCUCGGCGUCCACCAGCCUGCUGCGUCUCUCGUCUAUCGUGGACAGCAUCACGAACCGAGAAGGCAUGUCAGAGAACUGAAGACGGAGGCCUUGCCUUUGCAGAUGUGUGUCGAUGCAAGCGGUGCCUCUGGUGUUCCACAUUUCCGUCUCCAUCCUCGAUUGUCAUUUCCACCUCUACCGGUCAUUCGAGCGUGUAUGUGUUAUGUGUUCGUGUGUGCACACGGGAGAGUUAAAGGCAA